Strigops habroptila (Kakapo) is the source of this 3577-nucleotide messenger RNA. RefSeq names its product WASH complex subunit 3 (gene WASHC3). The transcript has 7 exons. Gene Ontology annotation, biological process: actin filament polymerization; exocytosis. Gene Ontology annotation, cellular component: WASH complex. The record is from RefSeq and is a predicted model, not a curated record. The coding region runs from base 86 to 688 and encodes 200 amino acids. NCBI's taxonomy places the organism in Eukaryota, Metazoa, Chordata, Aves, Psittaciformes, Psittacidae.
GGGCGGAGCUCAGGAGGUCGCGUUCGGAGCGCCAGGGAGUUCCGGGGUGCGCCGGGACGCGGCCGGCGGGCGCGGGGCCGCUCGGAUGGACGAGGACGGGCUGCCCAUUGUGGGCUCCGGCAUCGACCUCACCAAGGUUCCUGCUAUUCAGCAGAAAAGAACUGUAGCAUUUCUAAACCAGUUUGUGGUUCACACAGUGCAGUUUCUCAACCGUUUUUCUACUGUUUGUGAAGAGAAAUUGUCAGCACUCUCUCUCCGUAUCCAACAAAUCGAAACAACACUCAAUAUUUUGGAUGCAAAGUUAUCCUCUAUUCCUGGCCUAGAAGAUGUGAAAUUUGAAGUGUCCAGUGCAAAUAUGAACAGUGUUACAAAUGGUCCUGUGGCACAAGCUACUACAGAUCAACAGACAGCGGUAUCACCUCAAUCUGGCAACAAUAUACAUGAAGAAGGGUUACAGAAAAUGGAGGUAGUAACAGAAAAUGUCAGAACUGUGGCCAAGGAUCCAAGAUAUGCCAGAUACCUCAAAAUGGUACAAGUGGGUGUUCCUGUAAUGGCAAUACGGAACAAAAUGAUUUCUGAAGGGCUAAAUCCAGAUCUUCUUGAGACCCCAGAUGCCCCUGUGCCUGCCUGGGGAGACGAUGGGAAAGUGGAAGAGAGUUCUGAUAGUGAAUCUUCAUUUAGUGACUGAAGAGACUCAUUUUGGCCUUUGGAAACCUCUGUUAAAUGCUGAUGUGUUUGGAAGUUUAGCAGACAGUAGUUUUGUGUGAGUCAUGUGGGUGACAUGAUUUUUCAGAAAGCAUUUAUAAGAACUAAGAUCCUUCAUGUUCUCUCCCAAAAAGUUUGAAUAAGCAGCGUGUUUCAACCUGAACCUUUCCACCAUGAAAGUUAGUUGUGAGAUCCUUGCAUUUUUUAUGCUGCAUCAUUUCAGAUUCUGAAUCUUCUGAAAUGACUUUGUAAAACUCUAAAAAGUUCAUACGUCUAAACCUCCAGGUCUCUAAGACUGUCAUUAUUGGAUUUUCUCUGUAACAUAUUUAAGUUGCCUUCUUUCUGUGCCAUGAAUUACACGUAAAGUCACUUUUCAAAAUGAAAUUGUUUUAUUGAUGAACAAUAUUUUUUUUCUAAUAUAUUCUAAGUGACACAACAAAAAAUACAUAAAGUCAACUAUCUCAUGGUGAUUGCAAAUCUGUGAUACUCUCUAUUGAAAGAACCUAAAAUCCAAAUGAAAAAUGUAUUAAAAAACGAAUUUGAAUCUAUUUUCAAAGUGUAUACUGCUGUUAGAAGUCAUGUUAGAGUCUGUACAAAGUUGCUAAAGAAAUUCCUGCUCUCUAGAAGAGUUGAUUUAUCAAACUCAGGUUUCAGUGGUGUAGAAAGCUACAAACAUUGCAAGACUGGUUUGAAAAGGACACUGAAAAAAGUGUGUGCCUUGGAGGUUAUUAAUGGAAUACCAGAUUCUUGCUACUUGUUCACUGUCAUGUGGGUCAGUAGAAGCCACUUUCUGACUGCUGUUGGGCUUAUUCGAAAGGAGCUGUUGCUGAGCAGUUUACAUAUGAUAAGAAAUUCCCUCCAAGUUGGUGCCUUUGCUUAUAAUUUCAGAAAAAAAGCCAAAAUUCAGUUUGUAUAAUAAUAAAACUACCUUGCUACCCCUUAAGGUAUGCAUUGGGGAACAAUAUAAAGAAAACCACUUGGAGCCUGACUGGCCCUGAAGGCUUCACUCCAAAUUACUUCAUCUACUCCAUGAGUCAAAAAUGUCAUUUCAUUAAAGAAUCUUCUUUAACAGAAUUUGUUCCACAUGAAAUUCUUCAUGAUAUAUUUGAAUUCCUCAGAUGACUGUGAUUAUACCAGAAUGCUGUGGGCCAGGCAAUUGUUUGCUUUCUGGUAUUUCACAUUCUUCACAAGACCAAGACUAAACUGAAGCUCUAAGUAUAUACACUUUUUAGCUUUUAUGACUAAGUCAUUAUCUUCUGUCUUAUUUAUUUAUGCCACUUCAGUAGGUUAGCUGCUUUUUCUUUCUGUAACUUAAGCAUGGCUCCCAUUUGAGUCUGGCAAACAUAUUUAAGCUCUUCAUAACCUGUAAAUCAGAGUAAUACCUGAAUCCCUUCAAAAGCAUAUAUGCACUAGAGAAUGUCUAAAGAUGGCCUAUCAAUGAUGAGUUAGUUAUUACUGAACAUAAACAAAAAUAUUCAAUAGUUGACACUUCGUAAAACUCAACAAAUACAUAUUAGCAAUAAGUAUUUCAAAAGUAAAUGUUAUAAUGUUAUUUCAGAAAGCAUAUAUUAAAACACUGGUAACUUUUUAAAAUCUAUAUUUGAAAACUCAUUGAAGCAAUCUGUAUAAUUAAAGCUAUGCUUUGUAAACCAAAGCUGUGGUUCUAUUUUUUUUCUGUAUGUCCUGUAUGUUGUUUUAAAAAAGAUAAUGAAAAUUCUUCUGGAAUCUCUGCCAUUCAUGUUUCUCCAAAACUAGUUAUGCUGAAGUUGCAUCAGUCUGCUAGCCGAAGGGGAGAGUUUUGAAGAUAGGGGUUUGGAGUUUAACCUAAGCCAUGUUAGCACUCUGGCUGGAGGAGAACUGAUCAUCCUGUAGCUGCUAGUCUAACAAGAAAAUUUAUGGAAGACUGGAAUUAAUGUGGACUGUAUGUUUGAUGCUUUUGAAAUUAUCUUAACCUAUGUAAGGAAGUAGCACAAUAUAACAAGUUGACUUGAGACACAGUAAUGAAUUUAUUUAUUUAUUUUAAGAAAUAAUCAAGGUUAGCAAAACGUUUUUAAGGGGGUAUGACUUCCCUUGCUUAUCAUUUUGAAGAAGCUGUUUGUGUAAAGUAAUUUUAAGUCUGAAAAACCUGAAAUCAGUUGUCGUUUACACCACUACAGAUGUGUUUUUAUGUGGAAUGAAAAAGAAUGCCUCUGGCCUACUGUCACAUGUUAAAAUGAAGGAUAAUUAAUUGGUAAUCACCUAUGUCACAGAAUACAAUUUCAUUAGUCGGCAUGGUGAAUUGAACUGCUAAAGACUUUGUGUGUUUUUUUCAGGGGAGCUGUUCACUUUGGAAUAUAGCAGCCUUGGUAGGCUUGCAAAAACAUUCAGAAAAACCUUGCCACUUUGUCUCCUCUCCUAAUUGAGUGGUGGCACACUGCACAGUAGGAAUCCAAGCAUGUAAACUGUGAGGAACUAGGGUAAAAGAAGCAGAGUAUGGCUGCCAGCGCACUUUUUACCUUCAGUGCAUCAGCAGCCAUAAUUCUUCCACUGCCUUCGGAACUUCUGACCACAUUAAGCUCCUCUGUUCCUGCCAGUCUCAUCUGCUAAACAGAUCCUUGUACUCUUAGGUUGUAGCCAAAUUCAAUCCAAGAUGUUUCAGCUUAGGACACAUGCUGACACAAGAGGCUAUUAAGUAAGGGAAGGUUGGUUUUCAACUGAAUUAUGUCAGCUGUGCUUGUCCUUCUUGAUCUACAGCAGUUUUCUAGUGAGAUGGUGCUAACCCAGAAAGCUGGAAAGUCCUUAACCACAAGCUAAAUACUAUAAGCAGACAAUAUUCCAACUUGCUCAUUAUUUGCCAUCUGUUUUGUAAUAGAAGAUGGAGGGAGUAUUUCAA